AAGAAAAUCAACAAUCGGUCCGAGAAUCGAUAAGUUUUACACAUCUCGAAUAUUUUGUUCUUUUCCUCCGUGGUUUUCGACUAAUAAGAUGGCUCCAACUGCCAAGACCAACAAGGGUGAUACCAAGGCUGCCAAGCCGGCUGAGAAGAAGGCUGCUCCAGCCGCAGCCAAGGGCAAGGUUGAGAAACCAAAAGCCACUGAGGCUGCCAAGCCAGCGGCGGCUGCUGCUAAGAACGUAAAGAAGGCGCCGGAAGCCGCUAAGGACGUGAAGGCGGCCGCAGCGACCAAGCCCGCGGCCGCUGCUAAGCCAGCUGCUGCCAAGCCCGCCGCUGCUAAGGAGGCCCCCAAGAAGGCACCAGCUCCUGCUGCUGCGGCGCCCAAGAAGGACGCCAAGGCGGCGCCCGCUGCUACCAAGAAGGCAGCUGCCGCCCCAGCAUCUGCACCGCCAGCUAAGAAGGCAGCUCCCGCUGUCGCCAAGGCUGUACCAGCAGCAGCUGCUGCUGCUGCCGCCGCCGUCCCAGCUGCUGCCGCUGCGGCCAAGCCCGCUGCUAAGCCGGCUGUUGCCAAGCCCAAGCCUAAGGCUGCCACACCCGCAGCGCCCAACAAGGUUGUCAAGAAGAGCGUGCUCCGCGGUAAGGGCCAGAAGAAGAAGAAGGUCUCGCUGCGCUUCACCAUCGACUGCACCAACAUUGCCGAGGAUCACAUCAUGGAUGUGGCCGAUUUCGAGAAGUACGUGAAGGCGCGCCUCAAGGUGAACGGCAAGGUGAACAACCUGGGCAACAAUGUCACCUUCGAGCGGUCCAAGAUGAAGCUCCAUGUUAGCUCCGAUGUGCACUUCUCCAAGGCCUACCUCAAGUACUUGACCAAGAAGUACCUGAAGAAGAACAGCCUGCGUGAUUGGAUCCGUGUGGUUGCCAACGAGAAGGACUCGUACGAGCUGCGCUACUUCAGAAUCAGCUCCAACGAUGAUGAGGAUGAUGACGCGGAGUAAAGAUGCAACAUUACCAAUAGCAACAACAAA
This is a messenger RNA of Drosophila arizonae, 1021 nucleotides long. It is a transcript of the gene RpL22, whose product is annotated as Ribosomal protein L22. Gene Ontology annotation, biological process: cytoplasmic translation. Lineage: Eukaryota; Metazoa; Arthropoda; Insecta; Diptera; Drosophilidae. Gene Ontology annotation, cellular component: ribosome. Gene Ontology annotation, molecular function: structural constituent of ribosome; RNA binding. The record is from RefSeq and is a predicted model, not a curated record.